AUGCAGUCAACCAACAACCAGUCGGCCCCUGUCGCGCCAAUCAACGCGAUCACACAGCACCUCUUCAGCAUCGGCAUCGUCGUACCUUCCAGUCUCCGGGCACACAUGAGAUCAAAGAUACAGCUCCCACGACCCCACGGCGAGGUGAACUUACGCAGGGAAGGCAGACCUGCCGUGCAGACCAUCGAAUCGCUGCUCCGGCGAUUCGCCUCGUACCCACACCUCUGCCCUGCCGUUAUCCAGGUUUGCGAGCGCCAAAUCCGACAAGGCAGACACGUCUGCAACAUUCCGCAGGCCAUGGACGAUCUCUCUCGCCUUCACGCCUGGGCACAGCCUGCCGAGGGCGAGAUCGACGCCUUCGAAAGAGACGCGUACAUGACUGUCAUCUCGAUGGUGUACCUUAUGACGAUGGAUCGCACUGCCUGUCGCUACCUGAUGGGCAUGGAACUGCAGAGACUAGUAGGGCCAAUGCGAGAGCUAUAUCAGCACCAGCAGUGCCCAGCACUACUGAAGCCUGUGAUCAUUAAGAUCGAGGCCCGUCUCGGAAGGCUGUCUCCAGUGGUAUUUACCCCGACCGAGCAAGCCAGCCUCACUGUUCAUGACCGUGGCAAUGACGUGACGCAAAGUGCCAAGGAUCUCGUGGAGAACUUGCUGCUACUACUCAUCGACGAGGACUCUGUGGACGACAGGCAGGAGAUCUUAUGGAUGGAAGAGGUCGACAGCAUGGUCUCCUCAUCAAACUCCCUGUUCUACAAGAUCAUGGUCUUGUCACUCGCAGCUACCAUUCGACCACGCCGCAGCUUCCGACUUGCAGAGUCCUACAUCCUACCGCGAGUCCUCCACGAGCAGCAGGUACAGUGGCAGCUAGAUGGAGUCCUCGGUGCUGAGCUGCGCUUACCAGGCGAUGAUGGUGCUGCUUAUCUUGUCGAGCUGCCAAGGGUCGAUAAAGAAGGCCUGCUCGAUGGCCAGAUCGCUGGUAUCAGCACCGACGACUUCGCCUUCACGAGCGCUCAAGCUGCGAAGCGCUUCCUCUACGAGCCACGAAUCAAGAUCCAGCUGGGUCGAGGCGUAGAUGACGACCUACAUGUCAUUGGCGAGAACAGACCUUACGCGGUCAAGGAGCUCAUGAGGGCCAUGAUGAGCAAGUGCAAAGUCACCACAGACGCCGACGACUUCAGCACAAGAGACGCGAAGGACGACAGGACAAAGGAAGAGAUGAUCGUCCGCUUCGAGGGACAGCUAGCGCGCAGUGCACCCGAUUUCAACAGGCAAUUCCUCGCAGCCAAGGCAGAAGCCGCGGUGGACUGCUUGAUCAAGCUCCACACAGAGGGCUUGGGUCUGCACUGGAUACAUUUACCGAAGGGCGCCAAGGACGACAUCAGGCUCACAGCGACUCAGCGCUUCGAGGCCUUGCUACAGCUCUGCACUGACAUCAAGGCUAUUCCGACCGACUGGAUCUCGGAGGGUGGUGCUGAUGUUGGGGCUCCGGCUGUCGUAGCGCCACGGAAGUGCUACAGCAUGAAGCUGGCCGGUGCUAGGAGUAACAAGAAGAAGAAGGAGACCGUGGAUGAAGCGAAGGCUGCUGCGGAGGAGCUGGCCAGGACGAAGGAGAAGGAGAAGGAGAAAGGGCAGGAGGAGCAUGGCCGGGAUGAGUAA
Fulvia fulva is the source of this 1656-nucleotide messenger RNA. RefSeq lists its product as uncharacterized. NCBI's taxonomy places the organism in Eukaryota, Fungi, Ascomycota, Dothideomycetes, Mycosphaerellales, Mycosphaerellaceae. The record is from RefSeq and is a predicted model, not a curated record. The transcript has a single exon. The coding region runs from base 1 to 1656 and encodes 551 amino acids.